This is a messenger RNA of Venturia canescens, 427 nucleotides long. Its product is annotated as histone H2A-like. Gene Ontology annotation, molecular function: DNA binding; protein heterodimerization activity; structural constituent of chromatin. The coding region runs from base 40 to 414 and encodes 124 amino acids. Gene Ontology annotation, cellular component: nucleosome; chromatin. Gene Ontology annotation, biological process: heterochromatin formation. The record is from RefSeq and is a predicted model, not a curated record. The transcript has a single exon. Lineage: Eukaryota; Metazoa; Arthropoda; Insecta; Hymenoptera; Ichneumonidae.
UGAGUCUUCGCUGCUCGUAUUUCUACUCAUUGAAUCAAGAUGUCUGGUCGUGGAAAAGGUGGCAAAGUUAAGGGAAAGUCUAAGACUCGCUCCAACAGAGCCGGACUUCAGUUCCCCGUGGGAAGAAUUCAUCGUCUUCUCCGCAAAGGAAACUAUGCAGAGCGAGUUGGUGGAGGUGCGCCAGUCUACCUUGCAGCAGUAAUGGAAUACUUGGCUGCUGAAGUACUCGAGUUGGCCGGAAAUGCUGCUCGUGAUAAUAAGAAGACCAGGAUUAUCCCUCGUCAUCUUCAAUUGGCCAUCCGUAACGAUGAGGAACUGAACAAACUUCUUUCUGGAGUUACUAUCGCUCAAGGAGGUGUUUUGCCGAACAUUCAGGCAGUACUUCUGCCCAAGAAAACUGAGAAAAAGGCAUAAACUUUUUACUCUA